AUGACCGCCCCUUCUGCUCUCGACAUUGAUUACAUACACAGAGGAGCCAAGAAGGCAAAGCCACCUCCGCCCAAACAAGAGCCUGAGCGCAUCAUUCACAGUAGGGAGCUUAACUCGAGCCUACGCGAUCUAAAUCAGGGCAAAACAUUGGACGACCUGGAGGUUUCACAGCCUGACGUGGACUACAGGUUCGGAGAUGAAGGCUCAAAGUGGAGGAUGACCAAGUUGAAUGCUGUUUAUAAUACCGCGGAGCAGACGGGACGACCUGUGGACGAAGUCGCCGAGGAGAGAUUCGGCAGUCUUCGUGAGUUUGAUGAUGCGAGGGAAGAGAAAAUUGAGGUUGAUAGGCGGGCAACUUAUGGAGAAGGCUAUGUGGGCAAAGAAAAGCCCUCAGGAGACUUAUACCGCGAGCGUAUGGAGAAGAGAAGACCACCACCGAGAGAGGAAGCCGCCGCUGUUACGGUUGAUGAGCCUGAGCAAGGUGUUUUGUUGGAGGACACUGCCCCAACCCUCGACCAAACAGCACUGAAUCGGAUGCGCGCACAGCUCAUGAAGGCGAAGUUUCGCAAAGCUCCGGACGUGGAAAAGCUGGAAGCUGAGUACAACAAGGCCCUGGCAAACUUCAACUCCGGCGUGAGUACCGAUCGAGCUGUUGUUUUGGACGCCAUGCAUAAUCGGAUGCUGGCUGGCCCUCGAGGGGAAGUAAAGGAGAUUGUCACAAAGCGAGGCCGCGAGCGCGGGCUCGUGGAGCAGAACGAGGACAUGAGUGUCGAGGAUAUGCUGCGUGAGGAGCGCAGAACCCGCGGUCAGGCUGGAGGUGAGGGCAUGCGCUUGGCCGAGCGUAUUGCCAAAGACGCAAAAUUCGACGAUGACCUGGAGUACUUGGACGAAAAUGCUGAAAAGCUUGCGAAGCGAGUGCAUAAGUCUGAAACCAGUUUAAAGAACGCAACGGUCGCUGAAUUCCAGAAGAUGAACAAGAUCCUGGAUACCUGUCCGUUGUGCCACCACGAAGAUCGGAAUCCUCCUCAAAAUCUUCCAAUUGCACCAAUCAUCUCUCUUUCACCGAGGGUCUUCCUUACCAUCCCCACGGAGCCAGAGCUUACAGGUGCUGAGGGUGGAGCGGUCAUAGUUCCGGUCACUCACAGAACUAAUCUGCUCGAGUGCGAUGACGACGAGUGGGAGGAGAUGCGCAAUUUCAUGAAGUCACUUACGCGCCUAUAUCAUGAUCAGGGACGUGAGGUCAUCUUCUAUGAGAAUGCCGCAGCACCACACCGUCGUCUCCAUGCAGCCCUCAUCGCGGUCCCUAUACCCUAUGACCUGGGAGACACCGCCCCUGCCUUCUUCAGAGAAGCGAUGCUGUCCGCUGAUGAUGAGUGGACUCAACACAAGAAAAUCAUUGACACUGGCAAGCGUGCACGCGAAGGCCUGGGAAAGCUCGCCUUCCGAAGGAGCAUCGCGAAGGAGAUGCCUUACUUCCACGCGUGGUUCACACUGGAUGGUGGUUUGGGACACAUUGUAGAAGAUGCAUCACGAUGGCCACGGGGUGAUCUGUUUGCUAGGGAGAUUAUCGGAGGUAUGCUGGAUGCAGAGCCGGAUGUUAUCAAGCGUCAGGGGCGGUGGAGUCGUAAUGACCCCCGAGUAGAUAGUUUCAAGAAAAAAUGGCGGAAAUUUGACUGGACGAGAGUACUUACUGAAGGAUAG
Molecule: messenger RNA, 1701 nt
Organism: Phaeoacremonium minimum UCRPA7
Lineage: Eukaryota; Fungi; Ascomycota; Sordariomycetes; Togniniales; Togniniaceae
Product: putative cell cycle control protein cwf19 protein
Exons: 1
Coding region: 1-1701 (566 amino acids)
Biological process (GO): mRNA splicing, via spliceosome
Cellular component (GO): post-mRNA release spliceosomal complex
Source: RefSeq, a predicted model, not a curated record